GGUGGAGAGGACCAGAAGGAAAAGUGAAUGGCCGAGGACUGAUAGUGUCACCCCUUCCCCCAUUUUUGCCUUGUUCACUCUCAUUCAUCCCCCUUGCUGAGCCCGAAGGCCCCGGCGGCGGCCGCAGCGAAGGAGGAGGAGCGGGGACCGUGCCUCAGGCUCUUGCGCCGUGAACACAAAGAUCCCUGUGCGGGGCGCAGACACAAUGCACCAGCCGCCCGAGGCCACGGCUGCCGCCGCCGCCGCCGCCGCAGACCUUGGGGCUCGGAAGAUGGCGCACCCAGCCGCGGUCCCUCGAAGGGGCAGCAGCAGCAGCAGCGGCGGCGGCGGCGGCGGCAGCGGCGGCUCAGCCCCCUUGAGCGCCGCGGGCCCCGGCGUGGGCAGCCACGCCGCCCCGACCGAGGACUACGCGCGGGAGGCAUCGCUUCCCGGGGCGGCGGCCGGGGGGCCGGCGCCGCCGCCGCCCCCGCAGAGCCUCCACCUCCUCUCGCAGGCCCCUUCGCUCCCCGCACCGCCCGGCGGGGCACAGAUGAAGAAGAAGAGCGGCUUCCAGAUCACGAGCGUGACACCGGCUCAGAUCUCUGCCAGCAUCAGCUCCAACAACAGCAUAGCAGAGGACACCGAGAGCUACGAUGACCUGGACGAGUCCCACACGGAGGACCUGUCCUCCUCCGAGAUCCUGGAUGUGUCACUCUCCAGGGCCACCGACUUGGGGGAACCUGAACGGAGCUCCUCCGAGGAGACUCUGAACAACUUCCAGGAAGCCGAGACGCCCGGGGCGGUCUCUCCCAACCAGCCCCACCUUCCGCAGCAUCAUUUACCUCACCACCCCCCCCAGAACGUCGUGAUCAAUGGCAGCGCCCAUCCACACCAUCUCCAUCACCACCACCACCACCAUGGCCACCACCUGCACCACGGCCACCACCACCCGUCCCAUGCCGGUGUGGUCAGCGCUGCAGCCUCCGGAGGGCCCCCCCCAAGCCCCGUAGCCAGGAAACUCUCCACAGCUGGGAGCUCCGACAGCGUGCUUCCAGCUGCACCACCUUCUGCUGCAUCUGCAGCCGGCACACCUGCAUCUCUAAUGACUAAUGUCCGCAAUCCGAGUACCCCUGGCAGUCUAGGCAUAAAUCCUAUUGCUGGCACUGGUACAAUAAACAAUGUGAACGUUUCUGCUGGGGGCAGUGUUAAUCCUAAUGUGACAAACAGCAUGCCUGGCAAUGCGAAUGUCCCCUCCAGUACCAUCCCCAGUACCUCUGGGGGGAGCGCCUUGCCUGUGGCCGGCAGCAGUGUUAAUGUGAAUAUCCUCAGUGGCAUGGGCAACGGGACCACCGCCUCUGUGAGCAGCGCCCCUGCUCAGGCCACCGCAAUGGCUGUGGGUUCAGCUGGUUCAGCUCAGCAGCAGCCCCCUGCAGCUGGCACGUCCAGGUUUAGAGUUGUGAAAUUAGAUUCUAGUUCUGAACCCUUUAAAAAGGGGAGAUGGACUUGCACAGAAUUCUAUGAAAAAGAAAAUACCGCAACAGCCACUGAAGGAGGAGCAGUAAACAAAGUGGUGGAGACAGUAAGACAGAACCCGGUGGAAGGGGCUUCUGAGAGGGAGAGCACUAGUGGCAGUUCCGUUAGCAGUACCGUGAGCACAUUAAGCCACUACACGGAGAGUGUGGGCAGCGGAGAGAUGGGGGCUCCUACUGUGGUCCCGCAGCAAGGCCUCCCUGUCCCGGCAGCCCCCCAGCCAGGGGAUUUUAGUAGUAGUGCUGGUGCCCAGGCUGGGUCAGCAGGGGGCUUGCCCCAGAGUAUUUCUCAGUCACAGAUUGCCCCGGUACAGUUGCAUUCUCAAGAGCUGAAUUAUACCCCGCAGAAGCAAGGAGGUCAGCCUCCUCUACAGGCCAGUAUAAGUGCUGCCACUGGCCUUCAGUCACCCCCAGUUAACCUCAUGGCUGUCCCCCCACCCUUAGGCCAGCAGCCUCCUGUUUCCAGCUUGGCCCAGCCCCACUUGUCCUAUUCUCAAUCAGCCCCUCUGGUGCAGACCCCUCUGCCUGUUGUAGCACCACCACAGUUACAGUACGGACAGCAGCAACAGACUGUUGCCACCCAGGUGGCCCCAGGCCAUGUUCAGUCAGUAAGUCAGAAUCCUGUCCCUGCCUCUAUACCAGAGUAUGUUCAGCAUCAACAAGUUCUGCAAACGCCAGUGCCCUCUCUUCCCCCAAACUCUGCAGGAGUGGGAGCUGCUCCAGCCAUGCCAGUUGGGCAGCCCCAGAGCAUUCAGCCUUCCGUGCAGUCCACAGCAGUUCAGGCCCAACCUGCAGGGGCGCCAAGCCAGCCUCUUGGACAUGGCCAACCAGCGAUGCCUCCCAUAGCUGCCAGUGGUCAAGUUCUGAAUGUUGGUCAGCCAGUGAACAUACAACCGGCCACAACCCAGGUGACAGCCUCUCUUGUUCAGCAGAGCGCCACUCCGCCUUCCCAGGUGGUUCCGCCUUCCCAGCCUGGGAUCAUUCAGGGAAUUCAGGCCAGUACUUCCAGCCUUCCUCAACAGCUGGUCAUUGCACCUCAGAGUAACUUGGUAACUGUGCAGCCCCAGGUUCAAGGAGCAGAAUCUAUAGCUCAAGGAAUAACGAGUCAGCAGUUGCCUCCAGUUAGCCCAUUACCUACUGCCAGCAGUGUCCCUGCUGCAAAUCAAGUUGGAUCAGCUGUUCCCCCUGGAAUAUCAGCUGCUCCUACAAACUUGGGUCCACCUCAGAACAUAGCACAAACUUCAGCUAUACAGAAUGGGAAUUUGGUUCAGAGUGUCAGUCAGCCUCCCUUGGUAGCAACUAACAUAAAUUUGCCUGUGACACAGCAGAUCCCUCUAAGUUCUACUCAGUUCCCCACACAGUCACUAACUCAGUCCAUUGGAAGUCAAAGUGAAGAAGCCAGGCAAUCCGUGGAACACUCGCUAGUUGGCGGACCUCAGACUCUCAGUGGGGAGAGCAGUGGGGGCCUGGCCUCAGGCUCUGAUGGCAGUGGAGGCGCCCUGGCAGCUUCGGGUUCGGCUUCCCUUUUCCCGUUGAAGGUGCUGCCAUUGACCACACCCCUCGUUGAUGGCGAGGAUGAGAGAGGUGAGUUCCGACAAAAGUCUACUAAAGGACUAGGCUUUUAAUGGACUCAUGGCAGGUGGAAGAGACCCUGAAUUCCUGAAGGCUAUGCCAGCAGAGUGCAAGCCCUGUCAGGUCUGGAAAAGCUUCUAGUACAACGGGACUGUCCUCUGAGGACCCACCUGGCUAAACUUGGAGAGGCUCAUCACCAAAGCAUGGGGCAGCAGGUGAGAAGUCUGGCCACAGCAACUCAUGAAAUCAUCUACUAAAGGCGUAGAGGAGUUGUGAUCUGAAUCAGUGGAGGAACUCAACUGCCCCAUUGAUGAAACCACAGAUCUACUGAAAUAUUCCCACAAAGAAGAAAGUUUUUAGAAAAGUUGUAAGAGCCAUAUUUAAGAGUCUCAAGUGUUGUUUCAAGGAAGAAUUUUGCCUUCGUCCAUGCAUAACCUCUAUUCUUUUAGUUUUUCUUAAAAGUACAGAUCUAAGAAUAGCCAAGUAUCCAAUUAGUACAUAUCCAUGUACAUUUAAUUAAAUGCAGACAUUUACUAAAAUAUAAUACAAAAGUAUUUUUUUAUUGAGAAUUUUUUUUUAAUUAUUGUGGUACUUGAAUAUUGAAGCUGCUAUUUGGCCAUUCAGUGAUGUCAUUAUUCACCAGAUUUCACUGAACUGAAAUGCCCCUUGGAAUUCCUAGCCAUUUAAGUCAGACUUUUUUUAUUCAUUAAUAUCACAACAGUGAUAAUUUAAGGAAUAGUUGGUAGGUGACUUUUUUCUUUUUAGCAAGCCUCUAGACAUUACAAUGAUUCAUGGGUUAGGGAAACAUUUCAUAGAGUUGAUGUUUUUGAAGUUUAACUCAACAGUUAUAUGAUUUUGGCAGGAGUAGAACCAUUCUUUUGGGCUUGCAGGGCCCAGGGAAAAUCAGUUACAAUCCACACAAAACAAAGUGUUUUUUAUAAAAGUGAAAUUUGCUUAUAUUGAAUUUGAAGGGCAGCCAAGAAGUUUCUAAAGGGCACUAUAUGGCUUGAGUCAAUAGUGAGUAAUCAAUCAAAAUGGGCAUUUAUUAAGUGCUUGGGUGCUAGGAACUGGUGAUACAGAGACAGAAGUGAAAUAGUUCCUUCUAAGAGCUUCAAUUCUAUUAAGGGAGAAAACAUGUUCAUAUAGAAGUAUAUACAAAAUAUAGUAAAGGAAGAAGAGAACAAACAUCUAUUAACAACUGCUGGGUUCCCGGCAUUCUGCUAAGGGCUUUACAAAUAUCUAAUUUAAUCCUCACAAUUCUGUGAUAUAGGUGCUAUUGUUACUCUCACUUUAUGGAUGUGAAAAUGGAGGCAAACGAGUAAUUUGCUCUGGGUCCUAUGACUAGUAAAAGUCUGAGACUAGACUUGAACUUGAGUCUCUCUGGUCUAGCACUUAGAAAAAGUAAUUUUUUUUUUUUUGCAUAGGUCAUAAAAGUAUGUUUAAAUUUUAUAUGAGUCAUGUCUUUUUUUUUUUUUUUUGAGAAGCAGCUGGCAGAAUCAUCUCCUCCCCAAUAGACUGCCUAGCAACUAGCAGAAUGGAAGAUUUGCCCUCUCCUUCUCCCUAAACAAGGAGUCCUGGGUAUAAUGGCCCUUAUUUACUGUUCUUUAGGGAAGAAUGAUUCUAGAUCAGCAGAAAAGACCCUGGGAAAUGCCAUGUUAUAUGAAUAAUAUAAAUACAUCAGUUCAUUUAUUUAAUUUUAAAAUACAUACAUGCCAAACUACUAAGCGAAUAUAGUAGCAAAAUGUGGUUGAUGAUUUAAUUUGUUCCUUCCCCCUUUGUUCUUCAUCACUACUAUUAAAUAUGUAGGUUGCUGAGCUAAUAGGCAUGAUGCUAUAAAUGUAUCUUUUGAUUCUUGUCACUGAUGGAGGUACAUGUAGGUGGCUUCCUAUAUAGGCCUAUGCAACUGAUUUCCUUGUCAAUGUAGGGUUUUUUUUCCCCCAAGACUUUCUGUCAUGCUUCCCAGGAAAUUUUAGGAAUUUGUGCUGUAGAUGGCAGUAGAGUUGUGCAGAUUCUAAUAGAAUCUAAUAGAAUAGAAUAGGGCCAUAUGUCCUGUACUCAAGGACAUUUGAUGCCCUUGGAAGUAUGUUUAAGCAAACAAACAAAAAAAGAACAUAUCUACUUGUUCGCACUAUGCAGUUGAGAUUUUUAAUUUUUUGUUGGUAGGGCUCAUACUACCUUGUAUGAGCAAUUCUCUUUUCCCUCUUUGCCCAGAUUAUGGUUCUUCUAGCCCUUGAUGUCUCUAUUGAAGUCCCUGUUAAUUUUUAAAAGUCAACUCUGAUUCAAAAAAUAGGUAACUGACAUAUCUAUUCAUUGACAUUUGAAUGGCUAUAAAACAGUGAAAUGUUUUUUUGGGGAAGGAUAAAUAAAUAUAUUUUUAAUUUUAAGGUCUUAGUUACUAGGAAUAUAAUAUAUACAUUAAUGUUUUGGCUUGUAAAGCUUUGGCUUACAGAACAAGUUCUGUAAUAUCUCAAAAGCAUUACCUUUAUACUUCUUUUGUCUUCUAUGUCGAAUGUGAUAACAAUGCCUUUAAAUGUAAAGGAAUAUUUUACUCAUGGUUUCAGUAACCUUGUGCUAGAAUUUAUUUUGUGCUAGAAUUUAUUUUCAUAUCAAAGUAUCAAUAGCCUAUUAAAAUCAGUUGUCUCUAUAGUUUAAUCUACUUGGCCCAUAGAAUUCUCUGAAAGUCAUCGUUCAGUUUUAAGCAAUUUUGUACAUUUCUUAUGUUUUCUUUCACAUGCCGACAUUAUUAGGUGACAAGAGGGCAUUGGCUUUUAGGUUGAUAGGCAUUGUCAUACAUAUAGUGGAAUGAGUGCUGCUUUGGAGUCAGUUCAGAUCCCACCUUCUUUAUUUAACUAACUGAAUGAUCAUGGGGUAAGCCAUUUAACAAAAUCUCUCUGAGAUUAAUUUCCUCAUCUGUAAAAUAUAUCAAUACUUAUAAUGUUCUAGGGUGAUCAUGUGAGAUCAGGCAUAUAAAUACUUAGCAAAUGUUAAAGUGUACUAUACUAUUAAAUAUCAGUUAUCCUUGUAUGCCAUUCAUAUAAUAGGUGUGAUCCAUCAGUAAAUAUAUCUUAGAUGCUUUAGACAGGUAGUAAACUGAACACAGAAUUGAAAAGGAAGGAGAAUAGGCUAUUCUUUUAAUGGUCCUAAGCUUCUCCCUGUAACAGUCAUCUUUUUUAGCAUCCAUAUUCUUCCACUGUACAUGGUUGUGAAACAUGGAAUACCAGUCUCCAAAGAACUAAAAGUCACAGGUCACCCAAAGGAAAAUAGAGAGAUGGUUGAGAUGAGUAGACUGCCAUAUAUUAUCAAUGAAGAGGUGAUCAGGAAGGAUCAUUGCAACAGACUUAAAUGACAUAUGACCAGAAAAGGAAAUGGGCUAGUCAGUCAGUAAACAUUUAUCAAGAUCUAGAUGUAUACCUGGGGGUAUACAUACAUAAUAAUAUAACUGCAAAGUGCUGGGGGUACAAAGAAAGUAAUAGUCCCCUGACUUCAACACUCUUCAUUUCACUGGUAUUUUGGACAGAGAACUCUCAAUGAGAGAUCUAAUAUAUUAAAGUAUCAUUAUUGAUGUUAUUAUUAUAGAGGUUUUCUAAAGAACAUUAGAUAUCAAUCUGAAGUGAAGUUUAUAAUGGAGUAUUUCUUUGCUCUGUUCUUGGUCCUAUUAUUAUGUAACACUUUAAACAGUGACUUAACUUAGACUUAUUAAUUGUUGGUUGACAGAAUUAGUAUCCAAAAAUAUUUCAGUGAUCUGAAAGGAUGUUUCAAAUAUAAUGUGAAGUUUAAUGGAAAUUUAAAGAAUUAGCCUUUAAAAAAAAAAGAGAGAGAAGGGUUAGAAGUGACCACAAAGCUGAUGUAAAAAAGACCAUUUAUAAUCAAAUGUGAACUUAUUAUGAAAUAAUAGUAUGAUUAGGCAACCAAACAGGAAAACAAUCUUAGGCUGCAAUAAUAAAAGUAUAGAGUCCUUCCUGAUCAGACACUAUCUAGAAUGUUGUAUUUAGUUCUUGCCAUUUGUGGAAAGAUAUUGGCAUUUAAUCCAGAUGGCAGAGGUCCUUGAAACCAUAUCACAUGAAGACUUACCUUACCCUUAAUUAAGCCUACAAAGACUUAGAAGAGAACAUGAUCACUGUGCCUAAAUGUUUGAAGAGUUGUUAUGUGGAAGUUGAAUUUGUUUUGUUUAGAUUGUCUCUGAGAAAGACAGUCAGGAUGAUUGGAUGGAAACUACCAGCAAGCUAUUUGGCUUCAAUUUAGGGAAAAAUUUCUUAUGAUUAGAAUUUGCUCCUCCUAAAUGUAAUGGUUGGCCUCAAGAUGAAUGAGUUCUUAUAAUUGAAGAUUUUUCUCAAGUGAAAGAGAACUACUUGCUGAAUAUUUAGUAAUGAAGGGUAUUCAUGUUUCACACGUAGGCUUGAGUUGUCACUUAAUAGCAGAGCCUUAGUUUCCUUAUCUAUAAAAUGGGGAUGAUAACUUCUACCUAAUUCUCAGGCUUGUGAAAGCUAAUUAUACAUGAGUGUAUUUGUGUGUAGUGUUUUGUAACUGUAAAGUGCUUCAAGAAUAGGAGCUUUUCUCAUUAAUUAUUUUGAUUACUAUAGAGUUAAGGGUUUGGUCUGGCUAUGGAUUGAACUCAUUGAAAAAUAUUUGAAAUGGGAGUUGAACGUAAAAUGAUGUCCUUUUUAUCUUGAGACCAAACUUCUGGUAAUCUACACUCUGGAACAUAGCCUAGAAAAUGAGGGCUUAAAACAUCUGAAAGAGUUAUGACAGAGCCCUUCCAGGAAAAUUCUGUAUUUGGUUCCAUGGUCAUCCUCUUGGACUCCUUUGCCUUUUAAGAAGCUAUGCUUUUGUUAGCAUUACUGCUUCUCCCUCCAAUACAGAACACAACUCUUUUUAAGACACUGAAUGGUUUUCAAGACUUGUGGUUGGAAAGUCAGCCUUGCUUUUUUAGUGCCUUGGGAAUGAACACUUCUGAAGUUAGAUUGGCUGUGAGACAGGCAGAUAAUCUGGCUUAAGGUACUGCAAGUUUUAAAAAAAUUUAAUUUUUAAGAAUACUAGUUGUUUUCUCAGCUAUUCCUUGCUAUGUGCCAUUCUAUGAUGCUUUGAGUUCUCUCUUGUACAAAAGCCAGAAAACCAAAAACCAGUUAGUCAGAACUUAAUCUUGGAAGGGAGAGUAUAUGUAGUAUUCUUCUCCUGUAGUCUGCCAUCCAUCUGCUCUAAAAAGAGGGAAGUGUUGUUUAAGCAUUUGUUUUCCAGACUAAUUGUUGCAAUUAAUUUAUUUGGCUGUAUUUUAGUGUCAUUUUCAUUUAUAUUAUUGGAAUCGUGUAUGUUUUACUAUUUAUCUUACUUUGUCAGUUCUUAUGAGUUUAUUGUGAUCAUCUGAAUUUCUCUUAUAAUAUUACAUUGAAUUCAUAAAUGCUACAGUUCAUCUACCCAUCAUCCAGUUGAUAAGCAUCCAACUUCUUUAUUUUUUUAAACAAUUAUUUACCUCAAAUUCUGCUAUGAAUAUUUUAACAUAUUUUGGACUGUUUUCACCCUCUCCUCUUUUGGGUAUAUGCACAAUAAUGGGGUUGAUGAGUCAAAUGAUAUGAAAAGAGUUGGCUUUUCUUUAAAAGUUCAGGUUUUCCUAUUUUCUACCAGGCACAGACUUGAACUCAUGUUUAACCACAAAACAUAAUGAAGUAUUGAGGAGGAAAUGAAGACUCAUAUUGACGUUAAAUUCUUUCUUGUUUUUCUUAGACUCUAGUCAAUUUGGAGGGAGUUGGGGAUAGAGGAGUAAUGGAGUUACUGAUGAAGUAUAGACCCAGUGAUAGCAAUAGAGGGGUCACUUAGCCAAUUAUGGAGGAAGGAAACAAAAUCGAAAAAGUACAGUGCUAAUGAAUACAAUAGUUGAUUUUCUGUAAGGAUGACUAUGGAUCAUUAAGAAAAGGUGAAAUUAUUUUUGCAAUCCUCUUUUCCUUCCAUUAAAAUCCUCUGACUUAUCCUGUUGGAGUGACAAAGUUCUCGCAGAUCUAUCAAACUAGAAAGCUUGUGAAUUAUAUAGCCUGGUAACUGUGCUGGCAGUUGAGGACUGACUUGUCAGGAGAGUUUGGAGGCUUGCCAAUACAACUGGCUGCUGGAUCAUGGUUAUUUUUUAGUUCUAGCACCUUGUGAGGAAUUGUACCACGAGGCAGGAAGAAAUUAGGAUCUACUUUGUAGUUAAAAUUGUCUGAGAAACUAGUCUUUAUUUCUUAAACACUGACAUAUCUACUAUGUAAGGAAUUAGGGAAGCAUAUGUAUUUUUCAAAUAUUUCCAUCAUAACUAUUUCCAAACUAUUCCACAAAACUUAAAAACCUUCAGUAAUUUGGGGAAUUUGAUUAUGUAUAAUGUCCUUGUAUAAAUGAGAUAUUACUAUAUCAUAUAUCAGUGAUGGUGAACCUUUUAGAGACAGAGUGCUAGCAUUCCCCCCCCCCCCCCAAGAGUGUUGAGCCCUGCCCCCUCCAUAACCCAUACAGGGGAGGGAGAAAGUGCUCCCAUUGGGCUACAGGGUAGGGGGUAGGGAAUGAGAGAAAUGUCUUUAACACAGGUGAAGAGGGAGGAGGGGAGUGGUCUGAGCACUCUGCUCCCCUCCAGUUCUGCCACUUGUGAACUUCCUACUUCACCCUGUGUGUGUGUGAAAAAAAAAACAAAACAAAAAACAGGUGUGGUGGAGUGGGGGAGGGGAGCAACUCUCCCCAAGACCCUCUGCCUUUCUAUUAACAGACUCUUGGGGGAGGAAGGGAAGCUGUCGUAUGUGCCCACAGAGAGUGCUCAGUGUGUCAUCUUUAGCACCUAUAUCAUAGGUUUGCCAUCACUGAACUAUAUUAUUACUAUGUCAUAGAAUCAUUUAAAUUUUUUGCCAAUACCUCUUAAAACAUUUAGGCAAUCUUGUGUUUUCUUUUAAUAUUUUUCUUUUUUGUUUUCUUUAGCAAGUUUAUUUAACUUUUAGGUUAUUUAGUAUACAUUAAAAGGGUUUAUUACUCCCAGAGCUUUGUAUGGAUAUUAAAAGAUUGAGCAUAAUUACAGUUUUACCUGCCUGACUAAAUCACUUACAAGUGACAUUAUGGUUCAGUGCCCAUUUCUUCAUUUAUUAGCAUAAAGAAAUUGCUUGGUCUUAUUCUGUAUUCCAGGGCUAGUAAGGCUCUUUUUUUUUUUGUCAGUAGAGUUCUGUAUGUCUUAAGCAAGAAAAUAAUCUCUAUACAGAAAUCACUUGUAGUAACUAAAAAACUAGACCAUUUCAUAAUUAUUAGCAAUAGUUUUUUUUAUUUUUAGUGGAAACGUAAAAUACUUAGAUAGCCUCAUUUGAUCCUCACAUUAACUCUGUGAAGUAUGUGCUUACAGGUAUUAUUCUCAUGUUAAGAUGUGGAGGCAAGGGUAUUCUGACCUGUAAUGGGUUUACAAGUCAGUUAUACACACUGAAUAUAGCUCCAGUGUGUGAGUGGGAGGCCAGAGGCUGCCCAAGGAAGGGAGAAGGGACUCAUUAGGAAACUGAGCUGAUCAAGGUUCAGUAUUGGGCUCAGGCCCAUGAAAGGCCAUGGUGUAUCCAAUAUGGAUGAGAUGAGAAGACACAUUCUCAAAAAAAAAAAAAAGAAACUAAGGCUUAGAGAGUUUGUGAUUUCCCCAAGGGGGAAAAAACAGUUCCGAAUAGGGAAAGUGAGAUUCAAACUGAGCUCUCCUGGAACUAAGUUCAGUGUUCUUUUUGUUCUACCAAGCUGCCUCAGUGUAUGGAUUACAUGGAUUACUAGGAUUUUACCUUUUGUUAAGAUGUUAAAGGAUCUUAGAUUCAUUUAUUUUUUGAAGUAUUUUAGUUAACUGUUUUUCUUAGAUCUGCAUAACACAAUCUUCUUGCCCUCAUUCAGAUGUGUUAACAACAAUCCAGUAAAGUGUAUAUGUGUGAUGCUGAAGAUGUUUUGUACUUUUAAUCAAUUUUUAGUUAUGAGCAAAAAAAAUACUUAUUUUGUUCUCAGUUUGUUGUAUGCUAUGUAUAGUAGGACACAACUAGGCAUUGUUUUUUCUGUUUCAAAAUGAAUGACUUUUCUUUAUGGCACAGUGAUAAGAGAUGAACUGGCAGCCAAGAGGCGGUUGCUGCUGGACUCAGUUCUGCCAUCCAUUUGUACAGUUUUGGGCAAAUCACUAACUUGUCUGAUCUUUAGUUUCCCUCUUCCAUCUCUAAAAUCCUGUUUACAUAUUCUGUGACUCUUAAAUUAAUUCUUUCAGAACAAAGCUCCUUCAUAACAAAGUUGGGCAUUUUUGCUACUUAUGUGUGGGAGGGUGAAAAGGAAGUUCUGGUUCUCAGUCUUAGAUCAUAACCAUUGCUGUAUCCACUUUGUUGGUGUUGACAGGUUCUCAAUGCUGUGCCCAGCAGCAGCCUUUUCACUUGGAAGAGAGGACAAAAAAGGAGGAAGCUCUUUCUCUAUUUCUCGUUCUUGUUUCCUUUUCUUUUUGACUUUUUUGAAGUAUCAUUUCUUGGGAUGCCUUCCUAUUAUUGAUCCUUCCCAGGGAGAAGGAUUAAGAUAAUUCAUAGUACUGGUUGGUACAUUAUUUGGAGUUUACCUACAUUCUUAAGUGAUAGACUUAAGAUGGAAAGAAUUUAGAUGGAUUUGGAGGGUCACAAAUGUGACUUAGCUUUACUUUUUUAGCCAAGCAAUUCUUGAAGCCUCUAUAAAUGGGGAAGAUAUUUCUUUCAGUGUUAAAGAUUUUGUAGUAGCCAGUCUGUUUUUAGCUAGUAUGGUAUUUUCAUUCUCUAAUCCCUUUUUGUAAUGCUUUGGAAUUGUCAUGGUGACUUUCAUAUUUCUGUCUCUGGUAAAACAUCUUAUUUUGAUUAAAGUAGAUUCCAUUGAAAUAUAUCCACAUGAUAAUACCCUUGCUUCAAUCCUUCAGGGUUGUAUGAUUUUCUAGGGAUUGGCACUUUGACCUGUGCAAGAUUUUAACUUGUUUAUAUAUUUCAUUUAUCAUCUUGUAGGCCAACUUUGGGUUAUUGGACCUUUUAAAAUUCAGACAACCACUUAAAUAACAGAAGUCUGUCUCCUUUUCAUUCUCAAAUUUUCCAGUUUGUUAAAACCUGAUGCACUCUCUUUUUCACUGGAAUAUCCUUGAGAAUCAGAAUUGCCUUCACAUCAAGUAUACAUUGUAGUUAGAUUUCAGUGGAGAGCUAGGGAUAACAGUUUUUAAAUUAGUUCACAUUUUAAAAUUGUUUUAUAACAAUUCUUUUUCAUUUUAGUCAAUUUUGCUAUCAUUUAAAAAUUAAUAUUGUAAAUUUCACUGCUAUGUUAAUUUUUAUACAUUUUGCUAACUUUUUAAAUUCAUAGGACUUGUAUAAGUUAGUUAGGAUGUUGUAUGUUAAUCGGAAAGGAAGAAAUAUUGCUUUGGAAGGUAAGGCUUUUAGGAAAUAUCAACAAAUUAUAACUCUGCCAAGAAAUAAACAAAUUCAAUUAAUUUUAACCAGUGUUCUUCAAGGCCCAGGUAAUGUACAAGUAAUUGGGUUAGUCCCUAGGGAUACAAAGAUGAAAAAUCCCUGCCUUCAAAGAUCUUACAUAUGGGUAUAACUGACCUUAUUCAUCAAAAAGCUCCCCUCCAUCAUGUCUAUUUUUCUGACUGUAUUUCUGCCUUAACUUUUUAAGCCUAAGAAAUAAGUUGCCAAGCUUUCUUCGAAUUUUGGAUGUCUACUUUAUUUCUUACUUGAAAUAUUGCCUAAUAUUAUAUAGUCCUUGACUUUCAAAGCAAAUCUUGUAUGUAUUGGAGAGUUUAGGGAUUUUUAAAGAUAAUUUAGCCCAACCUCUCAGAAUCAUAAAAUACUGGAUUUGAAAGGAGAACCCAGAGGCCAUUUUUCAUCCAUACCUGAGUAAGAAGCCCUUUAUGGCUUAGUACUGAGUUUUAAUAAAAUGACUUGUCAUGGUCAUAGAACUAGUUAGUGGUAGAUCUGGGACUAAUCAAAUCCAGGGGUUCAUGACAUAGAGAUAUGACAUUAAGUGACCUCAGGUGGCUUUUUAGAAAUUACCAAGAAUAUAACUUUGAUAAUGAGUUUUUUUGAGAAGUCACAAAUGCAUUAGAAUAACAAAACUUGAUGAGUAUGUUCACCUGCACAUUUGUAUAAUGGGAUUACCAGGUAUUCAUUUGUAUAGUUUUACAGUAUUGAAAAUUUAUUGAUUGUGUUUCUCAAAGUACAUUGUUGUACAUGGCUUCAUUUAAUUCUUGAAACAGUCUGGACAUUGUUGUCAUCCUCAAGGAAACAGAUUGAAAGACACCAAGCACAAAUGGGAUAGCAGAAACCCACACCUAGGUUUUCUGAGCCACCAUGUUCUCCUUAUUAUAUUAUGUUCUGUAUCCAGUGUAGUUUUUAAUACAUAGGUGACAUCAGCAUUAUGUUCUCACUUUUGUCUCUAACAAGGACAAAUAAUGAAGACACUGGCAGUUGCAUUGUUGUUUCUUAAGGGAGCACACCCCUAAAAUACUGUCUUGUUUCCCAUUGGUGACUAUUUGCUCCUUUGGAACAUUGUAUAGAGCAUCAUUUCAUGUAUAUGUACCAUCCUAAUAGGAAAAAUUUGUUAUGUCAAAGAUAAAUACUGCCUUAUAUUGUAAUAUUGGAAACUAAAUUAUUGUCAAAAGAAAGACAAAAUGUUUUGCUAUUAUUCUUAUAACAUUUUGAGAAGAGGAAAAAAACUUGCCAAAUUUGUAGCUUUUAAGAUUGCUACUUUAAGUAUUAGACUAGACAAAGAUGAACAAAGUAUUUGCUUUUAUUAAAGCUCAAUAAUCUGCUUUAUUGCCUUUUAGAUCAUUUUAGACCCAUAGUAUAGUUUUCUUCAAAGGAAUGAAUAAGCAAGUGUUAGGUUCAGUUGGGAAAUAUCUAUGUUUGAAUUUUGUUUAUUAGAGGAAUUAAAAGGUAAAUGAAAUUUCAUUUACUAUUGAAAAUCAGUAAGUGGUUUUCAUGUUGCCAUUAUGUAAUGAGAAUUGGUCAGUAAUCUAGAAGAUGUGAAAGUUAUGAGAUACGAUAUAAUUUUUCCCUUCUGACUUGCUUUGAGGAUCUCAGAAAAUCUGCAGACCUUGUAAUUCAUUUUUUCCAGCCACAAAAAGGAGUAGAAUACUAGUAAUCUACCUCUUAGAAUUAUGAGAAAUACAAAAUUAUAAAAAAAAUCAAGGCUUUAAUACAACAGUGUUAAGUUAUUAAUGUUUAACAUAAGAUGAAAUCUGUAUUUUUUCCUUUUUUAAGCAGCUAAUUUAGUUAAUUCUAUAAAAAUCCCACUUUAUGUAGUUAAUUUAACUUAGGCAUAAUCAUGAAAAUAACAAACUUACAUUUUAUCUAGUGUUUUAAUGCUUAUGAAACAUUUGAUCGUUUUUAAGCCUUGUGACAACUUCAUUAAGGGAAAUGAGUAGAUCACUGCUUAGUUGGAAAAUGAGGAAAUUAUGGUUCUCAGGCACAGAAUGACUUGCUUGAGCUGACAUAGUUAGUGAGCAUGGAGAUGGACCAGGCCCUCUGAUUCCUAAAUUUAGUGUUUUCUAACCAUCAUAAUAUGUGAAAAGAUCAGGGAAUCACUUCUGUUUUUGGACACUAUUAAACUGGAAUGGUGUUUCAUUUUACUAAGAUUCCAAAAAUGUGUUUUCAAAAUAGUCUCAAAUAACUUUAAAUAAAAUAGUUUAGUCAUUGGGCAUGAAUUGGCAAGUAUCCAAAUGUCUUGUAAAAACAUUUUUAAAGAAUGUGAAAAAUAUAAGGGAAUAAAUUUUUUGUAAAAAUUUUAAAAGUCUUUUUAGUACAGUCACCUAUAAACUAUAUUAUGUCUUUAAUUUCUUUUUUUUUUAUUAAGCACAUGAGAAAGUUCAGUAUGUUUAAUUUUUGGAACAUGGAAUUCAGUUUUAGUUUAAAGCAUAAAGUUUUGUACUGCUUAGAAUCUUUCAACUUGGUUUAUGUUAACUAUGUUGACUAUGAAUAUCAUUGACAGAUGUUGGUUAUGGUUCUUUAAGAAGACUCAUCAUUGUCAUCAUCAUAUUUAAUAAAGAUGGAAUUUUUUUGAAGUGUAUAAGAAAGAUCAAUACUUAGGUUAAAGGAAUUCCUAAAGACAAUAAGGAAAAUGAAAAUUGUUUGCUGUUCAAACAUAAUAUUUUUUUUCCAUGAGGAUAGCUCCUGUUUUGUAAACUACCCUCACAAGUGCAGAUCUAUAUGUCUUCUGUAACUUAGUCUUUCUUAAUUGGUUGGAGCACAGAAAGAAUAUAUCUUGCCCAUGGCCACACAACUGAAAUAUAUCAGAGGCAGGAGAGUGAAGGAAGCAAAGGAAAUUAGCAUUUAAAAAAAUUUAUUGAUAGUUUCUGUUUCUUAUAUCACCAUAGCCUCCCACAUGUUCCUUUCUUACCCCUCUCAGAGAGCCAAGUAGUAUAUUUUUAGAGGGGAAAAUAAAUCAGCAUAAUUGUUUGAUACAUUGAAAAAAAUGCAAACACAUGAAGGGGUGGGUUGGCAGUAUCUUAAUCAUAUCUCUUCAUUUAAAUCUCACUUGAUAUUUACAAUUUUAUUACAUUUACUUUUUUUCAUUAAAAAGACCUUUCUUUUGGUCUUAGAAUCAGUAUUAAGUAUUGGUUCCAAGGCAGAAGAGCAUUAGGUGGUAGAAGGCAGUGGUGAUUAAGUUAUUUGCCCAGGUUCAUACAGUUAGGAAGUGUUGGGAGACUGGAUUUGAACCCAACAUCUCCCAUCUCAAGAUCUGGCUUUCAAUUCACUGAGCCACUAGUUGCCCCUGUUAUAUUUAUUUUUGCUUUUUUUUUGGUGUGUAGUUCUUUCCAUUUGCUUUUGUAAUAAAUAAAUACAUAUAUAUGUGUGUAUAUGUAUAUAUAAUGUAAUGUAAUAUAAUAUAUAUACACACAUACACACAUAUAUAGUUUUCUCCACCAAUUCAUAUAGAUGCUUCUCUGUAUCCAUCAUACAUAUCAUUUCUUACAGUGCAGUAAUAUUUUGUUAUAUCCAUGUACUACAUACAGUUUGUUUAACCAUUCCCCAGCUGAUGGGCAUCCCCUUUGAGGAACACUCUAUCAAGUGUUUCCUAUGUGCCUAUCACUGAGCUAAACACUUUACAAAUAUUUCCUCAUUAGACCCUCACAACAACCCUGUUAUGAUUCUUAUUUGUACAAUUGAGGAAACAAGAGACAAAGACUAGACCCAAGGACUCAGUAGGCUCUCUGAGCCCAGGUCCAGCACUCUGUCCACUGAACCACCAAAUGUCCCUGAAACUAUGGCUAUCCGUCUAUCCAUUCUACCAUCCUGUCUUUUCAGUCAAAGAAUUUGAAAAAGGAUAAAAAGUGGUGUGCUUUCAGGAUAAUUUUAGAAGUACUCUCCUUAAGAAGCCUAAUAUAAUUUGUGACAUAAUAGGCAUUGUACCAGGAAAAUAAAUACGAAUUUUAAAAUGAUUUUAAACUACUUACAUCUUAAUUACUUCUCAUCAUUUGAUAUUUGAUAUUGCCUAAUUAAUGCCUAUAAUUAAUUUCUUUAUCACAGUGAGCAGUCAUAAUAUUAAGUACUUUUGUUCGCAGUUUUGCCACAGAAGUUUUGAACAGCUUUAAAAAACAAAAACAAACUAACAACUCCCUGCUAUUAAUCUGGUAAUUGUUUCUUUGACUUCCAAGCAGAUCAGCAAGGUAUGAAGUAGCUCCUAUGGCAAUAAAGAAGCCAGAUUUGAUUAUUUAAAUGAAUAAUCAGUCUGGGUUAUAGGUUUUGAAACUUGUUUCAAAAUAGUUGUGACUCUAAAGUUGUGACUUCUUUGUCCUUGGAUUAGUUCCUGGAAUCAAUUCCAAAAAUGUUUACAUUAUAAAAAUGUUUUAAAGAAUAGCAGAAGCAUUAGAGUGAGGGUGUAGAUGCAAGUCUCUAAAAAACAGUUAAACUGAAAUGUGAGGUUUUAUUCUAGAAUGUUAAGGCAGCAUCAUUACUUUGUUCUUUUAGAAUAAAUACUAAAGGCUAUGUUGAGUUAAUUGAAAAAAAAAAGCAAAUUUACAAAGAGCAGUACCUUCUGCCAGGAACUUCUGCUGCUAUAAAUUAAGGUAUAAUCUCCGCGUAAUGGAGAAAGGACCUUUGCACAACAGAAGUAAUUAUUUUUGGUAAUUUUGUAGCAGAGUGGAAUUUAUGCUAAAUUUGGAGUCAGGAUAUAUGAGUUUGAGUCCCUGUUCUGCCAUUAUGAUGUUACCUAGAGCCAUUUAACCCAAAUCUCAGCUUCUUCAACUGGAAAAAUGAGAGGAUUGAAUUCAAUCUAUAAUACUUCUCCCAGCUCCAAUCUAUUGGCAUAAGAUACUAUGACAUUUGUCGAAGUAUAGGUCUCCAAAUUAUAAUUUACAGCAAAAAAAUGAGUAAGGAAUUAUGUUUACAUUUAUAUUUAGUAUAUUUUUGUUCUGGAAGUUGUUGAUUAGCACUAUGAACUUUAAAGAAUUGUUGACCUUUCCCCUCUGAUAGAAAAUGUAAAAUUUUUAGAAUUCACUCACAGUAGUCAAAAUCAAGUACUUUUAUUAAUUUGUAAUAAAGUCAGAAGAUUUUGACUCAGUUGCUCUUUUUUACCCCUAUUAUUAUCUGAUGUGAGACAACUAUCUUUUGCUGUUUCUUAUUGGUUCAUGAUAACAUUACAUUAGAAUCCAACAAUACUUUCAAACAUUUAAAAAUAAGUGUUCCUCUUUCCUCCCUUGUUCUCUAGUGUGCCCAUAUAUUUUUCUGCUUCCCUUUGGCACUCAUGCCUUAAUAUUAGAUUUUCAAUCAGGCUUAUAAUUAUGGGGAACUUAUAUAUUAAAUUAUAGAUUAAAUUAUAGAUUUUCUGAGUCCUAAUUUGCCAAAGGAAUAAACCUUAUCAGACCAUGUAUUCUUACUCUGGGUUGAGAAGAUAUGACCCCCAAAUUAAUAAAUGACACUGGAAUUGAUUAGCAGUAGGAUGUGGUGGUACCUAUUAGGGGGAUUCUAUUAUAUACCAUUUUAAAGAAGUCUAGAUGUUGCUUUGCAGAUUGUCAAAUUUCCUUGCAGUUUGAUUACAUGUAAAUCCCAUCCUCUUUUUUUUUAGUUUCUUAAGAACAGACUACAUUCAGCUGCUUCUACUUGCUUGUUUAAUCAAGAGGUUAUUAACAUUUUUGCAGAAUAGCAAAAUUUUGUGCCAGUUUUUAGCUCUUUAUUUUGAACUAAAAUAAUUGAAUAUAUGUAAUCGAUACAUAACUUCAUUUCAAGCUCUUAAGUUUUUGUAGUUUACAUACACACACACACAGAUUUAUGUAGUGUGAUACUGAACAUAGUUCAGGCCCUUAUUACCUCUUGAUUGGAUCAUUAAAAUAGUCUCCUAAUUGGUCUUCCUGUCUUCAAGAUUUUUGCUUUCCUAAUCAUUUUCCACACAGGUACCAAAGUGAUUUUUCUCUUUUCAUGAAUCUUACUAUGUUACUCCUUUAUUCAUUAAAUUCUAGUGGUUCUUAUUUCCUCUAGUCUCGGAUAUAAAGAUAUUUAAAGUUCUUUAUACCCACCUGAGCCUUUUCUACCUUUCCAAUCUAAGAUUCUAUUCCCUAUAUGUACUCUUUGGUCCAUUCAUACCAGCAACAUUGAACAGGUUUCAUUAUAUAUCAAAUAUUAGCUAAUUUAUUGUGCUGAUCUCAGAAAAUGGAAAUACCUGCGAUCAACAGAUGAUUGUCAAUAUUAACACGAUCAAUUCUAUUGGGGUGUGAUAAUUUAGAAAUCUGAACAUUUUAAGGAUGAUCACAGUUUAGUAGAUGUUAGAUCCUAAGUCUGGAAAUGAUGAUGAAUGUUUUUAUCAAGUCAGUUUUUGGAAGUUAUAACUUUUAAGUUGCUUCAUAUCACAUGUGCAGCAAAGAAUUGGUGCAGUGAAAGAAGACCUUUGUAUUUUGUAACUUAAAGGAUUUGUGUUCAAAUUUUGAUUCUACCACUUGCUAUCUGAGUGAUUUUGGGGCAAACCUCUUAGACUGUCUUGGCCCUAAAUUUCCUCAUCUGUAGAAGUUUGGUCUAUACUACUUGUAAAGAUCCUUUCAGCUCUCAAUGAUGCUAUGAUUCUCUCUGUUUUAUAUCAUUGAAUUAUAAACCUAGUUUGUAAUUUAUGAGAUGCACAAUUGACAUUGUGGAUAAUAUUUAAUCCAGAGAUGGUCUUUUAUAAUUUUCUUGUUAAAAUGAUAAAUGCUAUUCUAGUUAUACUUAUUGGCUGCUUUUCUUAAAAAAUGUUAAUAUUAAUUUUGAAAUUAGAUAAAAUUUUUUCAGUUUCCUAUACUUAGAUAUGAUAGAGAAAAAAAGUGGCAGGCUGAGGAAAUGUUUCAGCCCAGAGAAUAUAAAUGCUGAAUUGGGCCUCAGUUUAAUUAACUCAAAAUGCCCAAAGUAAUGUAUCAUUAUUGAGUGUGCAGUAGUGCCCUUUUGGACAACAAUGGAAUGAGUACAUAGUUGGAAUGAAAAGAAAAGAACUGUGAAGAUGAUUUUAGGGAUUUUGUGACAAAUUUUGGAUUAUGCAGAAGACAUCUUCCAAACCUAAAAUAUCAGCAAUGAAAAGAUGAAAAAUAGGGUUGAAAUGCACAAAAGGCAUUUGUUACAGACCACCAAAGUUAAUUACAUAGAAACAAUUUUAUAUUAAUAUUAAUAAUAAAAUUCUUAAGAAUUUUGCUAAGGAACAUAAAACUGAAUAUUUUAAGUGGGGAAAAAUGUGUCACUUUCUAGAUUAGGUGGAAACAUUUUUGACUGAAUUUGUGUUUUUCAGUUUCUUACAGGGGAAAAAAACUGCUGGAUUAAUGAAAUAAUACUGCCCAUCAAAAUUUAAUGUUCCCUAUUCUGGUUGGUUUAAGUUGUAAUGAGUCUACCUAACUUGGCAUUCUACUUUUGAAGUGAAAUUCAAAGAUUACUUGUACAUCCAUUAUUGAGUCUUGAUAAUAUUUCAUUUUAUCAUAUAGCUAAAGUAAUUUACUUUGUUUCAGUGUGCUACAUCAAAGUGAUUUGAAUUUGAAUUAAAUGAAGUGGGUUCUAGGUUUUAGAAAAACACUUCUUUAGGUUUAGAAAAAACACUUGUGAAUAAACAGUUCUUUGGGUAUACAAUAUCAGUUUUUAAGAAUCAGAAACUUUUCAGUAAAUUAUAUAGGUAGUUCAAUAACUCAACCUAAAUCACUUGCCUUUUAAUACCUGCUUAGUUUUGGAUGGGGAAUCUAGAAGAGUUGGUGAAUACUGUCAGAAGAUAUAUGAUUUUAAGUGGGUUCAUCUUAGAGAAAGGUAAAGAAGAUCUGACACUUAUGUUGUAUUAUAGGCAGAUAAGUGACUUCUUUUGAUUAUUUUGGAAAUUAAUAGUAAGGAAAUUUGGGCAUGGCUUGGAAAAGUUAAAUUCCUGACUGAAUUCUCAGAUCAGUUGUGAAUAAAAUGUUAUGAAAUAGUGACUUGAUAGAUAAUGCUCACAUACAAGUAAAAUUGCUAUGGAAAUUGUAUAUUAUGGGGAGAUAUAUGGCAAAACUAGAAAGAAGGUUAUUAGAGAAAUGUUUUAAUUAUCAAUGAGAAAAAAAAUCCCUAUAGUUUAGACUCAGGUGAGUGAGUCUAAUAAUUUUUUUAGUAUAGUAAAAUCCCCCUAAUUAGCAUUUGCAAAAGUCUAAACCUGAAUGCUUCUUAUUUAGUAGCAUAUUAAAACAUUGUUUUUCAGAAGAUCAUCAAAGUCUUAAGAGUAGAAUACAAUCUCAUGUUGGUAGACUUCUGCAAGGGCCUAGGUCCAUAAUUCAUUUCUCUUAUUGUUAUUUUAUGUUAGGCCUCUAUAGUACACAAUUAACAAACGAUUUUAAUCUUCUUUUCUUUAAAAUACUAAUUUUUUGUCAUAGAUUUUUUUUCAUACUUUAUAGUGACUUUAUUUCUAGAGGUUACUUUAAAAGCCAUGUUAAUUCUAGAAGAACAUAAUGUGCCACAGAAGGUCCCUAAACAGUCAAAAACAUAUAUAGAAUAAAAGCUCCUGUACUUAGGGGUUAGGACUUCAUACCCUUGACUCAACUUAAAUAUUCUUACUUUGGACACUGUUCUAAGAAGAUUGCUUUCCCCCCUGGUCUCAGCUAAUAAGAAACAAAGUAGAAGGAUAAUGGGAGGCAACUCCCAGAGGCAAGACACCCUGGCACCUGUAAAAAAUGAGAGGUGAUGAGGGUAGCAGAAAAACUGAAAGGGAAAAAUGAGUAUCCAAAACAAUCAGCAGUCUAGAGGACUAUUUUAGUUUAGGGACAAUACAGUCCUAUGUACUUUACUAGCUUCUGUGAGCAUACUGUACUGUGGGUAAGAUGGAGUAUGACAAAGAUUGUCAUGGGCCUGAAACAACCUGAAAGAACCUUGUUGCAAAUCUUAAACUUGACUUGAGCCAAGCUGAGGCUGGGAAGGAAAGCUGAGGUUUUUAGGGUACCUUAUGGGAAAGGUGUAGGUACUGUCAUUCCGAUGGGAUGGGGUAGGGUGAUGGAUAAUUAAUAGUGGAGAGAAUGCAAAGCUUCUCAUACUUUAGUUUUUCUAUCAGAAAUUGAUUAUUAGAUAUAAAUAGUAAUGAGAAAACAGCAAUCAGCCAAACAAUGAGCAACUUUCAAGUUUCUUUCUCUGUGUCAGGUAUUGCCUUGUCCUAAUCAUACAAAGACAAAAAUGAAUCGGUCCCUGCUCUCAGGUAACUUACAUUGUAUGGGGGAGACAAUAUAUAUAUAUAUAUAUAUAUAUAUAUAUAUAUAUAUAUAUAUAUAUAUAUAAUUAUAAUUGUAUAUAAAAUAAAUAAAAGGUAAUUUGACAGAUCAUUUGAAGAAAAUGGUACUUGUUUUGGACAUUGAAAAUAAUUAGGGAUUUAAAGACGGGGAAAUGAGAAGGGAAUGCAUGUCAGAUACAGGUGACAAAUUUGUGUAGAGGUACAGAUGGGAGAUAUAAUGUGUAUGAGGAGACCGUCAAGAAGGUUCUUUUCUCUGAACUGAAGACUGGAAUGGGGAAUCGUAUAUAAUAAAGAUGGAAAAAAUAAGUGAGAGUUUGUGAGGGGCUAUAAAUGUCAAAUAAUUUGUACCUAAUUCUAAAGGGAAUAGAGAGCUUAGGAUAGUUACAUGAUCAUCACUGUGCUUUAAGAUUAUCUCACUGGGGCAGGCAGAUAGCUUAAUGGAUAGUCAUGCCCAGAGAGAUUGGAGAUCCCAGGUUCUUCUAAUCUGACUUCUGACACUUCUUAGCUCUAUGACUCUGGGGGAGUCACAUGACCCUCACUUCUUUGCCUUUUGGGUUUUUUUUUUGGCCUUUGAACCCAUACAAAGUAUUAAUUCUAAGACAGAACUAAGGGUUUUCUUUAAAAAAAGACUUUCUCAUUGGCAGCAUAUGGAUAUGGAGAAAAUAAGAGACUUGGAAUAGAAAGACUAAUUAUAUUGUUGUAAUCAAGCAGAGGUAAUGAAGUUCUGGAUUAGGGUGUUGGCUUUAUGAGAGAAGAAUGUAGAAAUGAGAGAUACUGAAUUAGAAUUGACAAGACUUUUGGACAGCUGAUUGGAUUUAGAGGGUGAAAGUCCACAUCUCCAUAUUGUGCUCUGGAAAAGAUGGAGGAUACUGGAAGGAAGUUCCAUUUGGAGUCAUAGAAUCCAUUUCACAUGUGUCUGCCUGACUGGCUUUGGCAAAAUGAAAACCUCUGAACUCCAAUUCCUAAUUUCUUAAUUGAGUAGGUUGGAUCAGUUGACCCCCAAAUGCCUCCUCAAGCUGUGAUCUAGAAUCAUAGACUCAAGGAGAUUGCUUUCACCAUUUUCUAAUUUUCUUUGAGACUGUUGGAAAAAUGGAAGAAGUACUAGGACUAGAAAGAAAAAUUUUUAUGAGGGAAGAAAAUUGAACUUGAAGCUUUAAUUCAAUAAGCCUGACUACUGGAGAAAUUUUAGAAUUAGACACUUAUUACAAAUCUUAAAAAAGGAAAUAGUAAUGGCAAAGACCCAGCAUGACUUCAUCAAGAAAAGGUCCUGCCAGACUACAUUCUUUUUUUGACAGGGUUAGCCUGGUUUAGUCUAGAGUAAAGAAGGUAACAAAAUCUCCUGUGUUGUUUUUAUGGAAAAGUUGAAGCAAUGUGGACUAGACAGUACAAUUAGUUGGAUUCCCUACCCUAGUCAUUAUUGACUCGAUGCCAACUUGUUUUGGGAUUCUGUGCUUGAUUUGGGGCUAUUAAAUAGUUUUAACAGUGACUUAGAUAAAUGAAUGUCAUGCUUAUUAAGGUGCAGGUGCCACAAAGGUAGGCAGGGGGCACUAAGAUCUUUCCAGAUUGAAGCUUUUGCCUGAAUAUAAUAAGCUGAAAUAAAAUAAAGAUAAAGAUAGUCUUUUAUUGGGUUUAAAGAAAUGAACUAUUCUAGUAUAAGAUUGGGGAUGUGUUGACCAGAUAGCCAUUUACUUGAAAAAAGAUAUGUGAAAUUUAGUGAAUAGUGUAGAAUUGAGGUCUAAAAAGAUCAUCUGAUUUUGGGCUUUAUUAAGAGAAUAGGCUUUUGCUUUAGGGAAGUGAUUUUCUUUCUGUACUCUGUUUGGAUCAGACCACCACCUAAAGUAUUAUAUUUAGUUCUUGACACUUCACUUUAUGAAAGACAUGGCUAAGUUGGGAAACUAUAGAAUGAGGCUAGUGGUUGUGAAUUCCUGACAUGAUAAUUGGCUGAAGGUACAGAGAAUGUUUAGCAUGAAGAGAAUUAGGUUUAAAGUGGAUUUGAGAGCAAUUUUCAAGUAUUUGAAGGACUGUUUUGUGGAAGGAAAGAUUAGAUGUGUUCUGUUUUGCUUCAGAGGGCAAAAUUUAGGAUCAAAGGAUUGAAAGUGCUAAGGAGCUUUUUUUUUUUUUAAUGUCAGGAAAAAACUUCCUUAGUAUCUGAGUUAUCUCAAAGUAGAAUGGGGUGCCUUGCGAAAUGGUUUGUGUCUUUCCCCCUCCCCCAACUUACUGAAGGUCUUUAAGCAAAGGCUGCAUCAGACCAUGUGUUUUAGAGGGUUUUCUUGUUCCAAGUACUGAUUAGACUAGUUGGCUUCUGAAAUGCCAUUCUAGUUUUGAUGCUAUGAUGAUUCUGAGUAGUGAAAAAAGGUUUGUGAAGGCAAGGAAGUAUGUAAGACAUUUUUAGAAGGAUAAAUCAUUUCAAGUUUCUAGUCAAAGGUGUAAGUUUCAUGCAUGUAUAUGGAAUAUUUAAAUGUUAUAUCUCCCUAAUAAUGUCAUUUAUAUGAAUAAUUAUUAAAACAAUACAACUUUACAAAUUAGUCUUUUUGUAAAUUAAUAAUGUUACUAAUUUAUGGCUUUGUAUCCAACUUUUGAACCUUUGACUGAUCCAAUAUUGAUUAAAUGUGGAGUUUUUAAAAAUUGAAAUGUCACUUUAAAAAUGGCAUAUCAGGUCAGUGGUUAUAAAUUAUAUAAAUAGGGCUUAUUUUUAUUUUUAAAUUAUAGGAAAUUUUAAAUACUAAAGAUAUAAUGGAUAUUAAGGGACUUAGAGGACAUUCAGAAGUCAUUAGGUUCACCCUGUUUAUUUUACAGAUGAGGAUAAUUUUGACCCUGGGCGGGGGAAUAGCUUGCUCUGAGUGGUAUGUAAAUUGUUAAGUCAUGAUUCAAACAUAUCCAUUCUAUUUCAGUAAAAUGCAUUUUGUUGCUUCCAAUAAUUUAUCUUCAUUGAAUUUCCGAAUGUUUGCAAAGGACAUUUGAAUUGUGGGAAGAAAGCACUUUGAUUUGGUUUUUAGAGCAAGGAAGAUAUAAUAACUAGACAAGAUGAUCAAUUUAGCCUCAAUUAAAUCAUGUUUUGAGUGAAUACCUUCAAAUUUGUACCAGCUACAUUAAUCGGUUUCUCCUAGUUUAAACCAUAUUUGCUACUAGUAUAACUCCUACUUUCCUGUUUCAUGAAAUGGGUGAAAGCUACUCAGCUAAUCAUUUUCACAUUCUGCCAAUUGAAUAAUUAUUUUUAUGAUUUUGCUUUUAUUUUAUUUUUGAUUGCUUUAAACUGCAAUUUCCAAUACUUUAUAAUUGAUCAUAUGAAAUAAAGUAUUCUAAUUAUGACAUAUUUAAAGAAAUAGGUAUGUCUAAAGUUUUAUCCCUUACACAGCUUAAUUUAAGCUCUUACCAUAAAAAUUAAAUAUAAUAGUUUUACGCUUCCUACCAAAAAAAAAUUAAAAAUAAUAAUAGUUUUAAUUUUUUAUAAGGAUUCCUUUACGCUGCAGUGAGCUAGUUGGUUGUUGAAAAGGUUUUUUGUUGUUUGUUUUUUCCUAUUAGAAAUUUGCUUGGGAGGGGGAAAAAAAGCUAUUCUUUGAGCCCAUUAGUGGGUGCUUUAAUGUGUGUUCAAUUGAAUUGUUUUAAUUCUGUUUAAGAAUAUAUAAUAUCUUUAGUCCUUUGUGUUACUGGGGCCCAUAAAUUUCAUCAGGAGGCCCAUAUUUUAGGGCAGAAUGAAGAAACAGUAAAUAAAGAUGUCAGUGUCACAGUAGAAAUGAAGAAAGAGGAGGGAUGGACAAAGAACAAAGAAGAGUAGAGAGUGAGAAAGAUGUCUACUGAGCCCAGUACUAGUGCCACCAACAACAGUUAGUUGCGUUAAGGUUAGUGGCACCAUGCCAUAUUGAUUCUUUGGUAAAUCUAGUGGUAGAAAACAUCUUUAAAAUAACUCCAAUUAGUUAAGCUAUUCUGUCAACCAGAAAUUUGUCAUUUUAAUCCUUUGCUUAUAUAAUAAUUAUUAGUAGUCAUUGGCAUUCAGAUGAAAGAUCUUAAAGUGCCUUCUAAAUCAUCAAAGAGUAAAUGAUAUAGUUUGUAUUGUAUGCUAUGUCUAAUUAUUUAAAAAUUGGGGGUCUGAAUAUAGUAUAGUCUAAAUUUACUAUUAUCGUGGAUAUAUUUUAACCCGAAUUUUAAAAAAAUGAUACGGAGUAACAGAACUCAGGUGUAUUUUUUUUUUUAAAUAUAGAGUUGAAUCUAAAACUUGGUUCAGUAUAAAAAUUUUACAUUUUUCAUAGUCCUUCAAACCUGUGACUUGGCUUGAUUUUAUUGAUACUUAUGGACUGAGUGUUUUUAACAGUAUUAGGUGUGUCAAAACUUUUUUCAAAAUUGUAAUUCAUUGAUGUGUUUUUUAAGUUAUCUCCAUUGUUAGUAGAAGUAAUGGUGUAAGCAUCAGACAUUGUUAAUGUUAAAGAUAAAUGCUAGCUAAUAAGUGCCCUAGUAAUUUGUAAAAGAUGUUUGAUGUGUAGACCAUAUUUCUUACUUGAUUGUAUUUGUGAAUGCAAAAAAAAAUUCACCAGAAUAUAUGGAGAGAAGUGAGCUGUUUUCAAUGAAUGAAACACCAUUGUGGUAUUUUCAUUUGAUGUCAUUACUGUUUUAAGCAGAACUUUGGAACUUGAAGGACUUUUGGAUCUUUUCUUUCGAUUUCCUUCUUUCUCAGAUACAAAUCUGAGACGAGCAUUUACUGAGACAAGGCCAUAUAACUAGACAUUGGCAGAAUUAGGAACUCUAUACCAGCAUGGUAGUAUAGUGCCUUUCCUAAGUACAAAACUCUGGGAUUAUGUUAUAACAAAAGACAGCCUAGUAAACUGCCUGGGAAAUGCUCAAUAGACCAUACUUUGAGAAACAGAUCUCAACUAUUUAAGGUUUCCACUUCUUUCAAGAAAUAUUCCCACCAUUUCAGCUUUCAGGAUAUGUCUAUGUAUUUUGCAGUAUGUAAUUAAGAAUGGUGAAAACUAUGUUUCUUCAGCUUCAAAUAUUUGUAGAAAUGUUGAAUGGAAGACAACUGGAGUCCAAAAGUAUUACUAAUUUACUUUCAUUUUCUAAAUGAAGAAUUACAAAUAAAAACUUAAGGUUACUUCUCAUUUACUGUAAUCCUCAAAACUACUGAUUUUUGAGCUCUGUUUUAGGUAUUUCAGUGCUGAAUCAGUAUGGAUUUUUCAAAUUCCUGUUCAUGAAGCUCAUUUUCUCUUGUCAAUAUAAUGAUGAACUUGAUUGACUAAAAUGUCCCUUGUAAUUCUAAAUGCCCAGACCUAGAGGCACAAGUCGGUAGUCUUUGCUGCUAGAGGCUGAGUGAAUGAAGCUGGUGGCUUGCUUGAGUUUAGGAGACUGAGUUGCAGGACUGCUAAAGAUUACAUUUAUAUACUAAACAUGGCACCAGUACCCUGAGCCUGUGGAGUGGAAGGCAUUAAGCAGGGUAACCUGGGCUAGUGAUUGAGACUGACUCUCAUAACAACCAUCCCAAAGUCAGCUCUAAAUCUUGAGCUUGUGUCUGCCAUUCUUUGAAUUGUCAGAAGCAGAUUGACAUGAAAGCACUAACAGUUGAGAAUAUUUUGAAUUGGAUUUAAGAAAGAGAAGUGAAAGAAAUUUUUAACAUUGUUAGAAGAUCUACUACACCUUUUUAAAAAAUGUGCUGAUUCUCAAAUGGCAUUAUUGCCCUAUAAUUUUAGAAAAUGCCACUUUAUUUGAUAUUUUUAAUAAAAUCUGAUGCAUUUAAAGUGACUUGAUUUAUAGAUAUUUGAAUUAAAAACCAUUUUGGAGAUGAUAAUCAUGAAGUGAUAGAACUUGUAUUGCUAAACAUUUUAACAAAACUAAAUAUUUGAGUUCCAUUCCUUAUAUCUUAACUGAAACAGUUCCAUUCCUUAUAUCUUAACUGAAACAAUAUAGGUAAUUUGAGAAAAUGUAGACCUUAUUAGCCUACACAUUCUCCAUACUUCCUUGUUUUCAAACAAAAGAUAUUACAAGGAAGAAAUCGAAAUGCUUAGUGUACUUUAUCUCAGAUCUUGAUUCUUAGCAUCAAUGACUUUUAAGCCUUGAAACAAUUAUUUCUUGUUUAUAUAUAAAGAUAGUUAAUUACUUGAGGUCUAUUUAUUUUGAGCUCAAUUUUAGGCUUUAUCCUGAAGAUUAUAAUGCAUUUAUAAAGUUUAUUUCUGUGGUCAAACCCAGAUUUUAUUGACUAUGCUUCCUUAGUUACAUGUCAUAGUAACUUUUGGCAUUCAUCUUACUAAUAAAUAUUCUCAUUCUUUCUCCUCCUUAUCUUCUCUCAACUCUCUUUCCUAUACUGGUUUUCACUAAUUUCUUUUUCAGAUAUAUUUUAAUUUUCAGACACUGCAUAUGGCUGUGUCAAAAUAACAGUGAAGGUAGAGGGAAGCAGGAGAAAGCGAUUCUGAUGGUUUUAAGAAUCCCAGAAUUAAAACUAUCGAAUUAAAACUACCAGAAUUAAAUUUAUGAAUUUAGCCAAACUAGUUUGGCCACUGUUUUGUGUCUGAUCUGGCUUGAUGGAACCCAAAUCUGAUUGAUAGAUUCUAUAAACUUUUCCGAGAGUGGCCCUUUUAUAGAGGGAAGUUGGUUUCUAUGCUUAUAACUGUUGACCUUAGAUUAUUCCUUAGGACCUUGGAAAUCAAAACCAUCGAAUAAGACUUUUUUCAGUUUAACAGUUGAAUAUGUACAUGUAUACUUUUUCUUUUCAUCCUUUAAUCUAUUAUCAUUUUAGUGGAUGCUAAGAAAUAUCUGAUCAAAACAUUUUUUGACCUAUAAAUCACAACCUACCUCAUGUCAUCUUGUUACUCUUACCCGGAAUUCUUAAGCAUGUUAUCCUCAUAUAAUUCCUCUCUAGGGACUCAUCUCCCAACUGGGCCUACCUUGUUAGUCUUUUAAUAUGUCUCUGCAGUACUGGUUAGCACUCAGGGUCUCUGUCACCUCUUUCUAGCAACAUGAUUGACCCUCCUUUUGAUCUUAGGCAUUCUUGAUGAUAAAUGUUACACCACUUCUGCAGGAAAAUUAUUGUUGAUGAUUUGCUUUUAGAGGGUAUACUUCUACCCACUACUUCUUUCUGUUGCUUUUUGGAUAAUUUUCAUCCUGUUGAAAUCAUGUUGUUAUGUGACUUGAAGUUAUAUGGCAUCACUGGAAUGUUCAUUGGUGCUAAAUGGCCUUGAUAUGCUGCUUUUGAGUACUAAUGUAAAAAUUGAGGAAGAAAUCAUAUAAUUGCCUUUGUGUUCUUCUAAUAUCUAGUAACAUAUUAUGACAACAAUAAUCUUAAUUUUUAUUUUUAAAAGAAUGAGAGUAUCAUACAAUGGUAUACAGGGUAUUUUUAUUUCAGAUCCUGUGACAAAUGAAAAGUCACUACUGUAAGUGUAGAGGUAACUUACCAGUGUUUUAUUGCUAGCAAAUUGAUACCCUUAUCUGGGAGAAGAUUCAGUUUGUUGUUAAGUACAUUUGCAUAUCAUUUCUCCAUAUAGCCUGAGUUGUUAUGGUUUAUACAAAAAACACUUUAAAAAUUGUGCACUGGACUCUGAAGACAAGGAUAUAAAGACUGUCUUCAUGUAUUCCAAAUAUUGUCUUUUCUUGAUUAUGAAGAUAGGCGGCAUGAUGAUUGUUUGAAAGGGUGCGAUAUUUUUUGCUUGCCCAAUGGCAAAACUGAAGUUGCCAAGAAACUCAUUUAGAAUUUAAUGGAAAGAAAGUUGACUAAAAAAACUCUCAAAAUAGAGUAGGUAGCCCCAAAGGUAUUGGCUUUUCCUUGCCUGAAGUCCUCUAAUUGAAAGCUAAAUGAACCUUUUUGGAUUGACUGGGCUAGAUGGGCUUUGAGGUUCUUUCCAAUCCUGAGAAUCUGAGUUGUUCUUUCCAAUCCUGAAAAUCUACAAAUUAUUAACCCUUUAGUUGGGGAGAGAUAACACUUACAUGUUGAUUUGUCUAGGCUUUAUCACCCAUAUCUUAUGUGUAAAACUAAGAGAGUUUGCAAUAUAGAAGUAAGAUAAGGUUCCUCAUUUCUAUUUCAGUAUAUUUUUUAGAUAAAGGCUCAGUAGGAAAUUUUUUAUUCUUACAUUACUUGAAUAUAACUUUGCUGCUUUCAAAUUCUUUAAAUUUUAUUACAUGUUGGUAAACUUCUACAUUUUAAUGACAGAAAUUUUAUUUUUAAGAAGUUAUUUUGUUAAAAAGUUUGUUGAAUAUAUUUUAGCACUUUUUAAGAUGUUAGUAUGAAGUGUGGUUAUUUGUAAUACGUCGCAGUGCACUUCAUUUUGAUGAACAUGUUGUGGGUUUAUGAAGGCCAAAAAACCAAUUUUUAAAAAUUGUUUCAUAGUUGUGGUUUUUAGAGGAAAAAAUUUAGAGAAAAAAAUCUUUCUUGAUUAACUUUGGGAAAAUAAAUAAGAGGUAUGAAUUUUGUUAGUAACUUUCUGGUUGGUGAGUUUAGUUUCAAAGUGUUUUGUUUUUCCAACUACAGUCUUUGAUAUAUUUAAUAGCUAGAGUUGUGUCAAAAUAUUUAUGUAAUAACAUAGUUCAGUUUUAAUUUGCAUGGCAUAAAAAGUUCAUUUUUCUUUGAUCCCUCACUUGAACCAGGUAGGUUCUUAUGGAUCAAAGACUAAAUAUUAUCUCUCUAAAUAUUCUCUCUCAUAUUUGCAGUAGAAAGGAAAACAUAAAUCUAUUCCAAUCUGAUUUCUGUUAUGAUCUUAGAACAGAGGAUGAUUUCAAACCAGUAUUUUGGUUAAUUUUUUUUUUGUUAAGAAUAGGGCCACAUUUUCCCCAUUCAUAUAAGGCUUAUUGCUACAGAAAUGUGACCUUGAGUCUCUUAAUUCCUCUGCCAGUAGAAUAUAAGCUCUAGAAGGUCCUAUCAAGCUGAGAAAGCUUUGCACUUGGGGCCCAAUGGAUUCUGAGUCUGUCAGAGAGAUCAGCCAAGCUCAUUGACAUGGCAGGGAACUUCUUAGCUUCAGCAACUCUUCUAGGUCAUUGGGUCAAGUCUUAGGGACUUUGUUCUCUGAUGAAGCAAACAAAAGUGUCCAUGUCUGCAAAGUCACAGACUUCUAAACGUUUAAAGUGUUAACUGAACCUAGUGAUUGUCCAACAGUAGUAAAUGGAAUAUCAUACAUAUUCUUUUAUUUAUUAAAAUAGGGUAACAUUCAUUAAAUUAUAAGAGCAAAGAAAAAUCAAAGUCAUAGCAAAAAUGUUAAAGAUGCAAAAGGAAAAAAAACAAGAAUGAUCAGCUAAGUUAAUUGAGAUGAACUGUCAUUGAAGGAAUUGGUUUGACUGAGUUCAAAGAUGAUCAUUCUACAAAAAGUUGUACUUAUAGGAUUUUUUUCCAUUAGAUUACCAUCUGUUAGAUUUUAUUCAGAGGGUGGUUUGGAGCAAGCAAACUGUCAAGUUUUGUGUGAUUUAGUUAUUCUGGUGCUGGUAGUUCACACUAUUAGAAAGGUAGCUCCAGCGCUUUUUCAUUUUUUGGCUGGAUUUUGUCUUUUCUGCUACUAACAAUUUCUUGGUUUUGUGCAUCUGUUUUAAACUUUGUUUUCCCUCUCCUUUAUAUAUACUUUAUUGUGUUGGUCAGAGCAAUAGAAUGAAGAUAAUCUAUGAAGUCUUAGUAGCAGUGUCUUCUUUGUUAGCUAAUGGUUCUAAGAUUUGAAGUUGUUGAGUAACUAGGGAAUGAUUUGCCUUUGAUAAAUUCCUUUUAUAAUCUCUUUUUGCAUUGAAAUUUUUCUUAGAAAAUGAAGAAAAAUCUUUCAAUAUGCUGUUGCUCCAUAAUCUUGGAAACACUGUAGUAGUUUAGACACUGAACCCCUAAAUUACUCUAAUGGAAAAAGCUACUUUAAAAUUCUUUAGGAAGGUGUCCACUUAUAUAUACUUAUGAAGCAGGGUUGUGUUUUUUUUUUUUUUUGCCCCAGAUCUUAGGAACUUGGGAUUUUUCUAUCCUAGGCUUUUUUGGUGGUACUUUUCAAGGUUUUCAUAUGUGGGUUUACAGAGUGAGUGGUGGGAAGGACUCACUAGUGACUUGAAAAUUAUUUUAACUAAAAUCAGUUUUCUGAUUGUCUUGCACCACUUAAGUAUACACUAGAUAGUGAAAAAUGUUAAUUUAAAAUACCAAAUUUUGUAAUACAGUUUAAGACAGUAGUUUCAGCAAAUGUUAAAAAAAUUUUGUUGCCUUUUGAAAGACUAGAUAUGGAAGAAAAUUCACUUAAAAUGUAUACAAGCAUAAAAGCAAAGAAAAUAAUUUCACUUUUUUUUAGUUCAAAAAAUUCAUUCCCUUUGAAAACUAUAACUAUAAAGAGUAUAGUGCUGAGUGGAUUAGACAAUCUAGAAUUUAAUAAAGUGGAGUGUUGCUUUUGACUUGUUGCUUCUUGUUUGACUGUUAGAAUGUCUUCCCUGCCCCCCAUAAGCAGAUAAAGAUUAACCCAAGCAGAGCUCUACCUAUAGUAUAUUUAGAAAUGGGAAAAACAUUUAGUGACUUAUAUAAAAUAUAAUGCUUCAGUGUUGAUGAGAUAAAGCUUUUGGCUCUGUCCUUGGGCAUUUUCCCCCUUGUAGAUCCUUAGCUUUUUCAUGGGAUUCCUUUUUUCUUCAAGUAUAUACUAAAGCAAUUUAUUUAUAUUUCACCUCAUGAAAUGUAAUGGGAGAGUAUCUUCCAUAAAUUACUCAAAGCAAGGUAAUUAUUUUAGAUAUUAACUUUAAAGCACCUUAAAAAUGCCAAGUAGAAAUUGCAAAGUUUUUUUAGGUAAUUUAAAGCCUAGUUUAUUUUAUAUUUGGUAAAAAAUUGCAUCAUCCUUGGAAGAGAGUUUUCCCUAUAUUCUCUAAAGGCUAAGACAUUAGUAAAUGUUAAAAGUUUUCCCUUUCUUUAUAAGGAAGUUUUAUCAUUUUGUUUUAGAUAGCAUAUGCUUUACAAAAUGCUUGAUUGCCAAGACAUUAACUUUUCCUCUUUUUCUUAUUCCAUCUGUUUCUUCAUACUUGAUGGACUUCUGCCCUUGUGACUUACUUUUUUCCCCCCUCCUGGACCUCAGUGAUCAUUUCUUUUGACAGUUUGAGGGAGUUUUCCAUAAUUAUGGUUGGAUUCCAGACCAAAGUGCUCUAGAAUCAAUAAGGAUUGAGUGAUAGCUGUCUUAAUGGUUUUGUGGUAGGGGAGUGGAGAAAUGAUCUGCUUUAGAAUUUAGAUUUGACCAUCCAGAUUUGUGAAAAACAUAUUGUGGUUGAAUUGGCAAGUUCAAAUUAAACAAGUCAUGAGUAAAAGUGGUCAUUUUAACAAGUAAUGUUGCUUACAUUGUUUAAAUGUUUAAAUAAUUAGCACUUUGUCCUCUCUUUUGGGAAUAGGAUAGUAUAUUGUAUCUUUUCAGUCCUGCUCUUACCACUCCUCUUUCUCCUCAUGACUCAAGUAUCUUCGAAGUCUCUCCCUUAUCUUCUUGCUCUCUUCAGUCCUUCAUUGCAUUUCUGUUGUUUAGAAUUACUGACCUAAGUGUGAAACCUCCUUUCUUCUUAUCCUUGUCCAGUCUAGUCAUGUCCUAGGCUAAUUCUACAUCUGUUCUCUCCCUUCCCCCUUUAAACCUGUCUUCCUACUCUGUUGUAUGGAAUCUCUGUUCUAUUAUGAAUGUUCUGUAUAUUUACCUUUUCCAUGAGUAUUCCUUCCACUUUCUUGCUUUAAUUGAUGCUUGACUUAUUUAGACUCUAUUAGGUCUAUCCUGUUCUUUUCUACUCCAUUGAUACUUCCAAAGCAUGUUCUGUCUAUACUUGUUAAGAAGUAUACUCACAGUACAAUUAUUUCAUUUUCUGCAACUGUUAUUUGGGUGCCUACCUUCCUGGAUAACUCAACUGCUUUCUUUAAACCCUGUUGGCAUAAUAUCAUCUUCAGUGACUUUAAGAUCAACACAGGAUUUUUCUUUUAACACUCUAGUUUCAGAUACUCCUUUAUUUUGUCCAUCCACAUGAAUAGCCCUAGAGUUAUGACUGAGAUUCUCUGGAGUCUGUAUAUUAAUUUAUAAUUAUUAGUAAAGGUUGGGGGGUGGGGGAGGAGAGAUCAUAUGAUCACCUGGCUGCCCUAAUUAUUCUCUGCUUUACCUGUACUAUGUCAGCUCUUCUUGAAGUGGCUGGCUGUGAGAUAAGCCAGUGUGUCCUCAAGUGUUAAAUGCAUCAUAGAAGGGAAAGAGCACAAUGAGUGUCCAGCCAGCGAGAGAACUUCAUUUGUUCCUUCUCCUGGGACUCUGGUUGGAUAGGCUUUACCAGGAUCCAUAUCUGAGUCCUGCCUUUUUGCCAUGCCACCUCAGGGUAGCUCAGGGACUUCUGCAAGACCCCUUCCCAUACUCCAGGAUGCCAGAAUUACAAGUAGUCAGAAGGUGAGGCUGAUACUGAUCAAAUAAGGAUGGAAAAAGGGGUUACAAUUUAUAUUAAAUUCACACAAAUCUUACUAUGGGAACCUAACCCCAUAAGCAGAUAAAAGUUUACCAAAAUAUGUUGUCUAUUAUGGAGAGAAGAGAGUCUUCCACCAUUUGUAUAAAAUGAAAUUAUUCAUGUUGAGAGCAAUGAGCAAUCUUGCUCUGACUUUAUUCCUAGUCAGUAUUUCUCUUGCAGCUUUUUUGGUGAGCCCCUUUUAUCUAAUUUUACAAAGCAAUUUCUUAUUUGUACUUCACCAUACCAACUUUAUCAUGAGAACAUGUCUUCAGUAACUUCAAAGUAAAGGCAUGCUUUUAGCUAUUAAAAGACAAAAUAUCUGUGAAAUGGAAAGUACAAAAUUACUUAGGAAAUUUUAAGCCUGGUUUAUGUUAUACUCAAUUUCCACCUGAGUCUCUUGGAGGAAUCUCUAAUAAUACAAUUUGGCAAAAGGAAAGAAUCACUGAAACAUCCAUUUCUAGCCACAUAUUCUAUCUUUUUUCUUACUACCAUUUUGUUACUCCAAUUUUAAUUUGCAGUUCAUUGAAUCAUAACAUAGGUGAGAGAACAGGGAUACUCUGAGAUUAAGUAAUUUGCCUGUUUUCUUUUGUGUUAUCCCGACCUAUUUGAUUUCUGUUCAACCUGAAUUCCAUCCAUUGUCAGCUAUUUCAAGUAUGUUCUUGUUAUCAUCCUAGAAUACUUUACUCUCCUUGACUUUAUAUGUCAUAUUGAUGUGAUUCUGAUAAACUGAAUCCUAGACAAACUAUACCAUCAUCUUUCCCCUUCUUUACUUUUGUUCUCAUGUUGUGAAGUGUUUCUGGGGAAAGUCAUGUAAUAACACCAAUUGUGAUUCUAUUAUAUGUAUUUGUACUUUUAGUGAUCACUAUAUGCAAACAUAAAUUAAUGCUUUUAGUUGUCCUAAAGCUGUUCUCUGUGGUUUAUUCUUGAUCUUUCCCUUCCUUUACUUUUUUGCCCUAUUGGACUGUUGACUUCUUCCUUUAUUUCUGUUUUCUUGGUUUUCUUUGCAUUCCUCUUAUGGCAGAGAUUCAUUGAUGUCUUUUCCCAUCUCCAAAUGAAGGCACAUCCUCAAGGUUCUGGCCUUUAUUCCUUGUUUUCUCCAAAUUCCCCUUUGCCUGGCUCAUCUCUUCAUUGCUUUCACUUCUCAUCUCAGGAAUCAGUGGAUUCCUGAAUCUGUUUUUCUAAAAUUGACCUUUAUCAGCAUUCAGAACAAUAUUUACAACUGUCUUUUAGUUCUCUUCACCAGAGUGCUUCUUACCAGCAUCUUAAUCUUAGCAUAUCCAAAAGCCAAAUUUUUAUUCCAAAUUGGCUGUUUCUCUUGACUUUCUUAUUUUUGUAGGUGCCAUCACUAUUUUCUCAUUCACCUAUGCUUAAAACUUUGGCCUUAUUAAAGCUCCUUUAUUUGCUCUCAAUCAGUAAUUAGUACUAUUAGUUUUACUUCCUCAGGGUUUCUUUUAUGUUCUCUGCUAGUUGUACUUUAGACUCUUUUUGCUUUGACUUUUGAGAUAGAUUUUUAGUCCUUUUCAAUACUCUCAGUAUUUUCUUCCCCAAAUCAUCUUAGAUGCUAAAGUAAACCCCUAAAGCAGAGUUUUGAUUAAAUCAAACACCUUUCUAUAGAAUAAAGUCUUAAUUCUUUAUUUUAUCAUUUGAAGUUGAAGCUUUAUUUUAUUUAUAUACCAAAUAUUAUUUUAUUUACCAAUUUUUCUGGUUGUUUUCUCCCACUGUUGCUCUUCAUUCAUCCUGUUCUUUAGACGAACUGGACUAUUUGUUCUUCCACAAAUAUUCACUGUGUUUUCUUGCCUCUUUAUCUCUGUGCCAUUUUUGCUAUUUGGAAUGGCUUCCCUCAUCUUUUGUUCAAAAUUUUGCCCAUCCUCUGAGGCUCAGCUCAGUUGCAUCUAAAUUCUCUUUCCUUCUGGUUGAAAGUAUUCUUUUUCCUUUGAACUUCUAUAAUACUAUAUACUUCUGUUAGGGCACUUAGUAUAUUCCAAAUUAUCUUACAGUUAUCUUCAUAUAUAUAUAUAUGUUCUCCCCUGUAGGAUUGUAAGUACCUUUUAUUAACUUGCACCUUGUCUUUUAUUUAUUUAUUCAUUUAUUUAUUGUUUGUGUUCUCUGUGACUCUUACCACAAGUGUCUUAAAUAUAACAGAUGCUUAAUGCUUGUUUGAAUUCAAUUAUGAAAAAUUGCCCAAGUCCUAUAAAAUAAAACCAGUUAAACAAGUGAAUUUAUUUGUGGCUUAUUUGCUACACGUUUCAGAAAACUUAACAAAAAGGGAUUUAUGUCCAAUACUCCUUGACUUAUAUGUAACUGGUCUUUUAAAAAGUACUUUAUAAUUUUGAGGUUUGUGGAAAAGAUUCAGUCAUAUCUUAUCUUCUUGUCUUGAGAUGUGACUUAAUAUUGCCUGAACUUGACCAGAUUUGCCAAAAAAAUAAUUCUGUAAGAACCCAUUUUGCCCAAUUAGCUUAAUGAGGAGUUCAUUCUCUAGAAGUUGGAGUAUAUGUUUUAUGCUUCUUCCUUUCUUAAACGACAACUAAUAGGGAUAAUUCCCGUUAAAAUAAUUUGUUGCUAACUAGUACUUCUUAUGAACUUGCUUCUGUAAGAGAUUCCUUAUGUCAGGUAUGACCUUUAGAGUAAGUCCUCAAUUGAAUCCUCAGACUGCUGAUAAAGUAUUAAGUUAUGAGGAAAUGGAAUCAUGGUUUCUUCUAAAUGUUUCUAAAAUCCUUUACAUUUCACUUUAGAAUCCAUAUUUUUAUUCAUUUAGAGAUGAGUACAUUUUCUCUGGAAAUUCUCAGUUCUACAAUUAAAGAUGCUAACCAGGGAGAAGCUUGAAAAUUAUUCUGCUUCCUUAUCUAUAUAUAUUAAUUUUUAUCACCAUCUUUCUAACCCAUGAUUUAGUAAAGUAUUUUGCUUUACUAACUUUAAGCAAAAUAUUUUCCUGAGGUCUGAGAAAUAAAAGAUUUUUCUUUCUUUAAAUAUGAGACCUUCCUUUUAAUUUCCUACUGAGUUGAUACUGUAUUAAGCAGAAGCCAACAUGUAUUUGCCACCAUUUGGAUAAUGUGGAUAAUGUGUACGAAGAGUUGAUGGUAAUUGCCUGAGAAUUUAUUAUAAUCACUUUCCAUUGGAUGGACUCAAACUUUUUUUUU
This is a messenger RNA of Monodelphis domestica (gray short-tailed opossum), 37198 nucleotides long. The record is from RefSeq and is a predicted model, not a curated record. Lineage: Eukaryota; Metazoa; Chordata; Mammalia; Didelphimorphia; Didelphidae.